AUGGCUCAAGAUCAUGAUCUCCACAGCCAAAAUCAGAGGCUGGUGAGGCGCGGUUUUCCUCUGCGCCGAGGCCGGAAACUGCCGGUUGCCCGCCUAGGCGGCCCGAAGCCGAAGCGGGGACUUGUGUUUGUUAAAAUGCUCAAGAGGAUCAGGAUGAGGUGGCUGAAGCUUCAGUACUUGUGCAUGUUGAAGAAGCUCAAGGAGUCUUACAAGAACAUGAUGAAGGACUUAAUGACAGCUGGCGCGAGCUUGGAGACCUUCCACCAGAGGAUUUUCAUGGAGACUUCUUUCGCCAUCCCAAUGGGAGUCUCUCUUUCCAGCUACCCUUCUGUUGCUGGAUCAGAUCGGCCUCGAACCCUUUUCAUGUAG
This is a messenger RNA of Prunus armeniaca (apricot), 369 nucleotides long. Lineage: Eukaryota; Viridiplantae; Streptophyta; Magnoliopsida; Rosales; Rosaceae. The record is from the annotation of a GenBank genome assembly.